CCUGCCAUCCGCUGUUGGAGGGCAGUUGGGAUAACUGGGUGUUCCGUCUGCAAGUCAACUUACAUUUACAUUUGUCAUUUAGCAGACGCUCUUAUCCAGAGCGACUUACAGUUAGUGAGUGCAUACAUUUUUCAUACUCACAACAUACUUACAACAUCUCACAAUGAAUGAGACCGCAGUUUCAUUCGCAAAGGAUUUCUUGGCUGGUGGAAUCUCCGCUGCCAUCGCCGAAACGGCGGUUGCGCCCAUCGAGAGAGUCAAGCUUCUCCUUCAGGUCCAACAUGCCAGCAAGCGGAUCACGAAAGAGACACAGUACAAGGGUAUCGUCGAUUGCAUUACCCGCAUUCCCAAGGAAGAGGGCUUCCUUGCCUUCUGGAGAGGUAACCUGGCCAAUGUCAUCAGAGCCUUUCCCUCCCAGGCCCUCAACUUCGCCUUCAAAGACAAGUACAAGAGUUUCUUCCUUGACGGCGUAGACAAGUCCAAGCAGUUCUGGAGGUACUUCGCUGGCAACCUGGCCUCCGGUGGCGCUGCAGGAGCCACCUCCCUUUGCUUAGUUUACCCUCUUGAUUUCACGAGAACUCGUCUGGGAGCUGACGUCGGAAAGGGUGGAAUGAGGGAGUACAAUGGUCUAGCAGACUGCUUGGUGAAGACGUUUAGGUGUGACGGUCUGAGGGGUCUGUACCAGGGUUUCACAGUGUCUGUACAAGGCAUCAUCAUCUACAGAGGUUCCUACUUCGGCAUGUAUGACACAGCUAAAGGUAUGUUGCCAGAUCCCAAGAACACUUCAAUUUUAGUGAGCUGGGCAAUUGCUCAGUCUGUAACUGCUGUGGCCGGCCUGACCGCCUACCCCUUCGACACCGUCCGUCGUCGUAUGAUGAUGCAGUCUGGCCAUAAAGGCGCUGAUAUCAUGUAUAAUGGGACCAUUGACUGCUGGAAGAGGAUUGCUCAUGAUGAGGGUGGCAAGGCCUUCUUCAAGGGAUCCUGGGCCAACAUUCUCAGAGGCACGGGUAGUGCCUUUGUGCUGGUCUUUUAUGAUGAGCUCAAUAAAGUCCUCUAAAUAAAAAAAAAACCAACAUCACUGGCAAAAUGUAAUACAACUUUUCAUGCCUAUGGACUGCAUUCUGCCUUAUUUAUUUGAACCCUGCCUUCCUACAAGCUCUGGGUAGUGAUUAUGCUCCUGCCUCAAUUAGAUAAAAGGGGACCGCCUUAAAGCUAAGCCAAAGGUUUACAAACUACAGGCCAUUAAGUACACUGAUUUUAAAUGAAGAUAUGGAUUUCUCACCAUUCCUGUAGGGUCUUAGUGGUCCCUUUGAUGACAUUUAGUGGACAUAUUGCCCUAUUGCUAUGUGUUACGUGUGACGUGUUUUUCUUUCUCCCCAUUUUCCUUUGUAGUGUGUUUGUGUGUUCUGAGCAUUACAGGUGUACUGAGUGGCGGUUGACAAUGGUGGGCGUGGCUUCAGUCUGGAGUCCUGGCAGCUGUAGCUGAUUGACAAGAGUAUAAACUGUUUGCCGUGUGAGCUCGAAGAGGGGGGGGGAGGACACUUGUUGUUUGGCUAUUUUAAUGUAUCUUUGUGUCCUCCUGAUGUACUCCACCCUACCUAGGUCCGGGAGAAGGGAAAAGGUAGAUCUGCCCAUGGGUGUACAUUCACACGUAGAUAACCCAUUGUUUUACACACUAGGUUAGCCGGGCGGGUGUCACCCCUGUAUUUUUGGUAACAGGUAGGAAAGUGGGUUAGGGCUUAGAAUGUGUUAGGAAGGAUUAGGUUUGUAGAAGAGGAGGGACCUUUUUGUUUAUUUUCAUUACUUGGACCCCGUUCCCAAACAUUCCCUUCUCUUACCUUCCUUGGUUUGUUUGAUUGGUUUUUGUUUUAUUACUGUUUCUUAAUGGGUGUUGUAUAUUUAUUUUUGGCUUAAUUACCUUACUAAACGUCCCCGAGGGCUAUCAUUGA
This is a messenger RNA of Coregonus clupeaformis (lake whitefish), 1949 nucleotides long. RefSeq names its product ADP/ATP translocase 3. The record is from RefSeq and is a predicted model, not a curated record. Lineage: Eukaryota; Metazoa; Chordata; Actinopteri; Salmoniformes; Salmonidae. The coding region runs from base 164 to 1057 and encodes 297 amino acids. Gene Ontology annotation, biological process: mitochondrial ADP transmembrane transport; mitochondrial ATP transmembrane transport. The transcript is spliced from 4 exons. Gene Ontology annotation, cellular component: mitochondrial inner membrane. Gene Ontology annotation, molecular function: ATP:ADP antiporter activity.